Hypanus sabinus (Atlantic stingray) is the source of this 7917-nucleotide messenger RNA. RefSeq lists its product as uncharacterized. Gene Ontology annotation, molecular function: protein binding; zinc ion binding; ubiquitin-protein transferase activity. The record is from RefSeq and is a predicted model, not a curated record. The transcript is spliced from 12 exons. Gene Ontology annotation, biological process: protein ubiquitination. Bases 551 to 3406 code for a protein of 951 amino acids. Lineage: Eukaryota; Metazoa; Chordata; Chondrichthyes; Myliobatiformes; Dasyatidae.
GUUCCUGAACACAAAAUCUGUACUGACUUUCCCAGCGCAAUACUAAACUCGUAGUGCAACUUUAUUUCAUUCAUUCAACACUCCCGACAUCCUACAACUAACACCAUCCUACAUAUUUUUAUGGAUGUAGGAGGGCACCGGGGUCACAGAGCGCAAACUCCACACACUCACAGCUCCGGGGGUCGGGAUCGAACCAACGUUCAGGAGCCGUCGGCUCGGGCGGCAGUUCUACGAAUUGUCGCGGUGGUCGGCCUUCGUAACGGCGAUUAACUUAGUUCCUGGUUGGGUCUAAAGCCACCCAGUCCCGCCAGGGCGGGUACAGGUGCCAAAAAGGUCAGACUAAGUGCACUGAAAUCUCCACCCCUCUUCCUCCUCCUCCUCCAUGUCCUCCGACCUAUCCUGACCCCCAUCGCUGAUCCUCGGUGGAAUUCGCCCCACUCCCAGCCUUUCCGCAGUACAACUGUUCUUCCCGGGUGGUGGGAGUGAACGGUGCGGCAAAAGCGAUCGUCGCGGCGAGCCAAGGCCGACUGUUGCUUCCUGCAGCUCGAACAUGGCUUCCGCAGCCAAGGCCGACACUCUUGCCGAGGCUUUAAACUGUUCCAUCUGCCUUGAUCUGUUUGCCGAGCCGGUUUCUCUGUCGUGUGGGCACAACUUCUGCCACACGUGCAUCACCGAGUUCUGGCGGAACAAGGAGAUAAACUCCUGCCCGGAGUGCGGAGAGGUCCUCCCAGAAACGACCCUCAGGAUCAACCGGGCCUUGGCGAGCCUAGCCGAGAAAGCAAGAAAAUCCACCCCGAGCUCGAAAAGGGCCGAAGGCAUACUGUGUAAGCAACAUCAGGAAGAUGUAAUGCUCUUCUGUGACGAUGACAACGAGUUAAUCUGUCUGAAAUGUGUAGCAGCGCCCGAACAUGGAGACCACCGUUUCAUGUCCAUUAAUGAAGCUGUUGAAACUUACAAGGACCAGAUGAAAUCAUCCUUAGAGACCCUCACAGCCAAGCAAGCAGGGAUUGUUGAAAUGGAGUGGCAGCAGAGACUGAAGAUCUCCAGAAUUAAGGAACAGUCCCUCAAACUGCAGAGCAACAUCAAAAACGAGUACGCAAAAAUGCACCGAAUUCUCAGUGAGAAAGAGCAACGUUUAAUCAGGGAGCUCAAGAAACAAGAGGAGAACUUUCUGGAAAUGAUGGGGCUGAAUCUUCAAGAAAUCCAAGACUACUUAAGUACCGUUGAUGUGAAAGUAUCAAAGUUAAACCAAAGGAUGUAUGUGAGAGACGGUAUGGCACUUCUGAAGGAAGAAGCUCUGCAUAAGACAAGGAUGGCCGAGGAAGAGAACCAACCAGCACUGGUGGAAGUUGGCCUGGCUAUUGAAAAAUUCAACGGCCCCAUACAGUACAUCACAUGGAAAGAAAUGAUUGAUUCCUUGAAUACUGCUCCGGUCCCGUUAACUCUGGACCCGAGGACGGCCAACCCCUGGCUCAUCGUGAACAAGGACCAGACCAGCGUGUGGUGCGGAAACAGGCGGCAGGAGCUCCCCGACACCCCGAUGAGGUUCGACCGCAGGGCUUACGUCCUGGGCUCGGAGGGAUUCGCGUCAGGGAGGCACUACUGGGAGGUGGAGGUGGGCGACAAGAUCUGGUGGGGUGUGGGGGUCGUCAAGGAGUCGGCCAGUCGGAAGGGUAGCGGCGACCUGAGACCUGAGACUGGAUUCUUCACGGUGUGUCGUCUGCCUGGGAAAGGCCUCGUUGAAUUCUCCUCUCCCUCGCGAGGCUCCCUCACCCCCAGCACAAAUCCCAGGAACGUCGGCGUGUUCCUCGACUAUGAAGCCGGGCAGGUGUCAUUUUACAACGCAGAUGAUAUGUCCCAUCUCCACACCUACACCCACACUUUCAUGGAGAAGGUCUUCCCCAUCUUUAGUCCAGGCCGGAAUGACGCUGGGGAUAACUCGGCUCCAUUGAGAAUCCGCAGGGUGAAAUCGGAGAGGCUGAUUGCAAACAUGGCGGUUAGACCGGACAGCUUCGCCGAUGAGUUAAACUGCUCCGUCUGCCUGGAUAUCUUCAACAGUCCGGUUACACUAGAGUGCGGGCACAACUUCUGCCGCACCUGUAUCACAGAGUGUUGGGAAGGAGACAAGAAAAACUCCUGCCCCGAAUGUAGAAAGGAGUUUAAAGACCGAAAGUUCAUGGUGAACUGGGCCUUAGCAAAUAUGGCCCAGAAGGCGAAAAUGUUGAACCGGGAUCCGAAAGUGCAGGGAAGUAUUUCUGUAUGCGAGGAACAUGACGAAGAACUGAAGCUGUUCUGUGAAACGGACAAGAAGCUGAUCUGCCUGAUCUGUCGAGAUGCGCGGGAACACAGAGGGCACCGCUUCAUGCCGAUUAAAGAAGCUGUUGAAAUCUACAUGGAUCGGAUUAAAUCUUCCUUCGACUCCCUAACGGAGGAGAAAGUGUCGGCUCUGAGAAUGGAGCAAGCGCAGAAGAUGCAGAUUUCUGGAGUGAAGGAACAUUUGUCCAGUCUGCAGUCCCAGGUCUCAUCCGAGUUCACUAAAAUGCACCAGAGCCUGAGGAAGAAAGAGGAACGUUUGAUGGGAGAUCUCAAGGACCAGGAGCGGAGGAUUGUGGGCGCGAUGGAGAAAAACCUCCAGCAGAUUCAACAGUAUUUAAGCUCCGUUCACGGGGAGCUCUCGACGCUGGAGAAGAAGAUGAAGGAAACCAACAGAGUGAAGUUUCUAAAGGAUGAAAUCAGACAGAAUAGAAGAGUUAUUUCUGGGAGUGUUACACUGUCAUUGGUAGACACUGCAUUGUCUAUUGAAAAGCUCACUGGCCCUUUCCAGUACAAGAUUUGGAGAGAACUGAUUGAUGCUGUUAAACCAGCUCCUGCCUCCCUAACCCUGGAUCCAGAUACAGCCCAUUUCAACCUUAUAUUGUCCGAGGACCAGACCAGCGUGAGGAUUGGAGACCAGAGCAAGGAGCUCCCCGAUAAUCCCAGGAGGUUUGAUCGCAGGGCUUGUGUCCUGGGAUCUGAUGGUUUCACAUCGGGGAAGCACUACUGGGAGGUGGAGGUGGCGACCAAGACCUCAUGGGAGUUGGGUGUGACCCUGGAGUCAUCCCAGAGGAAAGGGAAAAUCAGCAUGAAACCAGAGACGGGAUAUUACGCCAUUUGCCUUGUAUGUGGGAACUCUUACGUUGCCCUCACCUCCCCAAGGACCUGCCUCACUCCUGGUGUGAAACCCAGUAAGAUCGGAGUGUACCUGGACUACGAGCUUGGGCAGGUGUCAUUUUACAAUGCAGAUAGCAUGAGCCUUCUCCAUACCUUCACCCACACUCUGAGGGGCAUGGUCUUUCCCUUUUUCAACCCAGGAUUGAAUGACGGUGGUAAAAACUCAGCACCCUUGAUAAUCUGCGGGGUUAAGUAACACCAACAGACCCAUGUUGUCCACCCAGGUCAGAAUCAGAUCAGGUUUAUUGUCAUUGACAUCAAUAUGUUGUUUUCUUUUUGUGGCAGCGGCGUGACAAAUUACUGCAAGUUACCAUAAAGUUAUAAAUAGUGAGGACAGUGAGAUUGUGUUCAUCGACUGUACAGAAAUCUGAUGGUACAGGUGAAGAACCUCUCCCAAAUUGUUGAGUGUAGGUGCUGAAGCUCUUGUACUAUUUCCGUAAUGGCAGUAAUGAAAAGGAAGCGUGUCCUGAAUGGAGAGGGUCCUUAACGAUGGAUGCCGCCACCUUGGGGCACUGCAGUUUGAAGGUGUCCUCGAUGUUGCGGAGGGUAGUACCUGAACCUGUGUUGGAGUUGGUUGAAUAACAACCACCUGAUACUGCUUACGGUCCUGUGUAUUGGCCCCUCCGUCCCAGACAGGGAUGCACCCAGAAUGCUCACACAGUACAUAUGUGGAAAUUUACUGGAGUCUUUGGUGACAUACCAAACCUCCUCACAAUCGGGAUGAAGUUUAGCCUUUGGUGUGCCGCCUUCAAUGCAUUGGGCGCAGGAUAGAUCCUCUGAGAUGUUGAUGGCCAGGGUCGUGAAUCCUUCCCACUGCUGACUCCUCAAUGAGUAUUGGUGUAUAUUCCCCUUCCUUGCUCAGGCUGGCUUUGACCAAAGGCUGUUGUUAUGAUAGCAUUCGAGGAGCCUAUCUAUUUCGCUGCUGUACGCCUCCUCAUCACCGGGUUAAGUUGAAUACCACUAAAGUCACACAGAGUCAGAGAAAAGUACAGCACAGAAACAGCCCAUCUGAGCCAUAUAAACUGCCGACUCCCCUCGACCUGCACUAUGACCAUAGCCCUCGAUACCCCUACUGUCCAACCUCCACUUAAACAUUGAAAUCAAGCUCACAUGCAUGACUUGUGCUGGCAGCUCGUGCCACACUCACACAGUCCUCCGAGUGAAGAAGUUCCCCUUAAACUUCUCACCUUUCACCCUUAACCCAUGACCUCUAGUUGCAGUCCCACUGAAACUCAGUGGAAAAAGCCUGCUUGCAUUUGCCCUAUCAAUACCACUCCUAAUUUUGUACACUUCUAUCAAAUCUCCUAUCAGUCUUCUACAUUGCAAGAAAUACAGUCCUAACCUAUUCCAUCUUUCCUGAGAACUCAGGUCCUCCAGACCCAGCAACAUCCUUGUAAAUUUUCUCUGUACUCUUUCAGCCUUGUUUAUUUGCAUCUUUCCUGUAAGUACGUGACCAAAACUGCAAACAAUCCUCCAAAUUAGGCCUCACCAAUGGCUUGUACAAUUUCAACAUAACAUCCCACCUCCUGUACUCAGGACAUUGAUUUAUGACGGCCAAUGUGCCAAAAGCUUCCUUAAUGACCUGUGACACCAUUUUCAAGUAUUUAUGAACCUGUAGUCCCAGAUCCUUUAUUUUACCACACUCCUGAGUGCCCUACCAUUUACUGUGUAAGACCAUAAGACAUAGGAGCAGAAUUAGGCCAUUCAGCCCAUCGAGUAUGCUCCGUUAUUCAAUCAUGGCUGAUCCCGGAUCAGACUCAACCCCAUACACCCGCCUCCUCGCCGUAUCCUUUGAUACCCUGACCGAUCGGGGAACAAUCAACUUCUGCUUUAACUAUACCCACGGACUUGGCCUCCACCGCAGUCUGUGGCAGAGUCUGUGAGAUUCACUGCUCUCUAGCUUAAAAAAAACACUAAUGCCUCUGAUCUAAAAGGUCACCCCUCACUUUUGAGGCUGUGCCCUCCAGCUCUGGAUACCCCCUCCAUGGGAAAUAUCCUCUCCACAUCCACCUUAUCUAGUCCUUUCAACAUUCGGUAGCUUUCAAUGAUUCAAUGAGAAUCCCCUGCAUUCUUCUAAUUUCCAGCAAGUACAGGCCUAAAGCUGCCAAACACUCCACAUGUGUUAACACCUUCAUUCCCAAAAUCAUCCUCGUGAACCUCUCCUUUGUCCAUCCUGUUUGUUACUUCCUCGAAGAACUCUAACAGGUUAGUGAAGCAAGAUUUCCUUCACAGAAACCAUGCUGACUUUGACUUAUUUUAUCAUUAGUGUCCAAGCACACCGAAAUUUCAUCCUUAAAGGUGGACUCCCAAUACUUUCCCAACCACUGAGGUCAGGCUAACUGGCCUAUAAUUUCCUUUCUUUUGCCUUCCUCCCUCCUUGGAGGGAGGAGUGACAUUUGCAAUCUUCCAGCCCUCCAGGGUCAUGCCAGAAUCAUGUGAUUCUUGAAUGAUCAUGACCAAUGCAUCUGUUAUCUCUUCAGCAACCUCUCUCAGGACUCCAGGAUGUGUUCCAUCUGGUCCGGGUGACUUGUCCAUCUUAAAACCUUCUUGUCCAUCUGCCUCGCACUUUUUCCUUUGCAAUAGCAAUGGCUCACACUCCUGCUCUCCGACACUGACAGACCUCUGGCACACUGCUACUGUCUUCCAUAGUGAAGGUUAUACAAAAUACUCAUUAUGUUCAUCUGCCAUUUCUUUGUCCCCGAUUACAACCACACCAGUAUCAUUUUACAGUGGUCCAAUAUCAAUUCUCACCACCCUUUUGCUCUUUAUAUAACUGAAAAAAAACUUUUGAUAUCCUACUUUAAAUUAUUAGCUAGUCUACCUUCAUAUUUAAUCUUUUCCUUUCUUAUAGCUUUUUUAGUCACCAUUUGUUGAUUUUUAAAAGCUUCCCAAUCAUCCAACUCACUUUUGCUACUUAUAUGCCAUUUCCUUGGCUUUUAUGCAAUCCUUAACUUUCCUUGUCAGCCUCAGUUGCCUACCCCUACCAUUGAGAACAACUUCUUCUGUGGGACAUCUCUAUCCUACACUUUGUGAACUAUUCCCAGAAAAUUCAGUCAUCUCUGCUCUGCCGUCAUCCCUGCCAGUAUCCUCCUCCAAUCCACCUGGGCAAGCUCCUCUCUCAUGCCUCUGUAAUUCCAAUUAUUCCAUUGUGAUACUGAUACAUCUGACUUGUGCUUCUCUCCCUCAAAUUGCAAUGUGAAUUUAAUUAUGAUAACUGUCUCCUAAGGGUUUUUUUUUAACAUUAAGCUCCCUAAUAAGAUCUGGGUUAUUACAUAACACCCAAUCUAAGAAAGCCUUUCCCCAAGAAGGCUUAAGCACAAGCUACUCUAAAAAGCCGUCUUGUAGGCAUUCAACAAAUUCCCUCUCUUGCGAUCUGACACCAACCUGAUUUCCCCAAUCCCCUUGCAUUUUGAAGUCCCCCAUUACAAUUGUGUCAUUACCCUUAUUACGUGCCUUUCCAGCUCCCUUUUGAAUUCCAACCCCCCCACAUCUUGGAUACUAUUUGAAGGCCUAUGUAUGAUUUCCCAUAAUGGUUUUUUAACCUUGCAGUUUCUUAACGCCACCCACAAAGAUUCCACACUCUCUGAUCCUAUGUCACCUCUUUCUAAAGAUGUAAUUCCAUCUCUUACCAACAGAGCCACACCACCGCCUAUGCCUUCCAGCCUUUCCUUUCGCUAUUAAGCUCCCAACGAUGGCCUUCUUUCAGCUAGUGAUACCCACAACAUUAUACCGGCCGAUCUCUAAUUGCACCACGAGUUUGUCCACCUUAUUCUGAAUGCUACAUACAUUUAAAUACAAUAUCUUCAGUCCUGCAUUUAUCAUCCUUUUGAAUUUUGCCUCUGUGGUACAGUUUAAUUCUUUGCUCUGUCUGUAUUUGCACCCAGUCAUUGGUUUGUCCUUCCUUACAUUCAUGUCACACCCAUCAUCUGCUAGUAAACCAUCUACUAGUAAACCAGGCCAAUUAUUCAAUGGUCAAAAGACACUUGGAUCAUAUUCCUUUCCCAAUCUGGUGUUUGGUCUGAACCUCUUGAUCAUGUCUGUGUGCUUUUAUUCAUUGAGUCAUCGCCACAUGAUUGGCUGAUCAGAUGUUUACAUUAAUGAGCAGGUGUAUCUAAAGUGGCCUCUGAGGGUAUAAACUAUAGGAGGAGAAAGAAGGCUUCUCAUGCUUCAGGAACAAGUGUCUAAAUGUGAUUGAGCAGCACUUAAGUCAACCGUAUACAGCUAACUAAAAUGUAAAUAAAUUGUGGGCCACAAGGCCUGUACUAUUCUACGUUCUAUGUUAAAUUUCAGCUAUCCUGUUCUGAAGGAAUAAGAUUAAAAUGUGUGCUCUUUUAAUCUGUUCCUUCUACACUGCAUGGCCACGCUGCCUGAAACAUAACUGAAAUGCUCUUGCACACGUAGACUUUGUUGCCGCGCAGGAAUUUUCUUUCAUUUAAUGUUGAUAUAAUUUUGAAAUUCUGUUCAUACAGUAUAAUUUUGAAAUCUAUGUUAAUAUAAUUGUUAAAUGACUUGGAAUUAUGUGCUGGUGAUACAAUCUAUACAUUUUCUAAUAAAUGUACUACAGACUUCAGUUUGAAACACUUUAGAGCUUCAACGUAUUUACAUUGUCCAUGUUUCAAGUUGCAACACUGUUAUGAAUUGUAAUAAUAAACAUGGAAUGGAAGUUGGUAGCUCUUUGUUAAUAAACUGGCAGCCCGCUGAACAUUG